This is a messenger RNA of Rattus rattus (black rat), 450 nucleotides long. RefSeq names its product cytochrome c oxidase subunit 7A1, mitochondrial. Lineage: Eukaryota; Metazoa; Chordata; Mammalia; Rodentia; Muridae. The coding region runs from base 16 to 387 and encodes 123 amino acids. The transcript is spliced from 5 exons. The record is from RefSeq and is a predicted model, not a curated record. Gene Ontology annotation, biological process: mitochondrial respirasome assembly; mitochondrial electron transport, cytochrome c to oxygen; regulation of oxidative phosphorylation.
CUCACGCCUGGUAGGAUGUUUGGAGUGGGGGCUUCCUCUUUGAUACUUCACGGGCGGCGUCUCAAAAAUACACUGAGCCCCAGACACCAAGGACUCUUCAUGUAUCCGGAAGGAGAAAUCAGAGUAGGUCAGGUUGUCCUGAAUGCCAUGGUCCUUCAGGUCUCCCAGGCUCUGCUCCGGUCUUUUACCUCAUCUACCAGGAGCCACUUAGAAAACCGAGUGGCACAGAAGCAGAAGCUCUUCCAGGCAGACAACGACCUCCCGGUGCACUUGAAGGGCUGGGGAAUGGACAACAUCCUGUACAGACUGACCAUGACGCUGACGCUCGGGGGCACUGCCUACUGUUUAUACUGCUUGGGCUGGGCCUCCUUCCCCCACAAGAAGUGACUCCAAGAAGCUCAGAGGACUUGGGCAAACAUCAAUAAAUAUGCUAACCUCUUGAGAACCCAA